GCUCUACGCACCCCCUCUGCUUUGCUUGUGCCUGGCGGUGCCUGUGUCCCGCCGUCACCACGGAGCGCAUUCUGAGUAAAGGGCUCAGAUUUUAUUUUUGGACUGCUAUGGAGCCCGUCUCCAUUUGUAGGAAGGGGGGUCUAGUUGAGCCUGACAUGAGCCGACUGCUCUGACACACCAGGCUGGGACAAAGCAGGCAGCAGCCGGCAGCCCCCCGACCAGAGCAGCAGUCUCACAGGAGAGACUGUCUAAGGUGUGCCAUCUGUCAUCUUAUACAAUCAUCAUCUGGGGGCUGAAUUCAUUGCAGCCAUGAGUUACCGGGCUUUACACAGUCCGGGCCUGCUGUCCCAGCACUACCGCCCACCCCUGCUGCCCAAACCUGGCAAGGACAACGCUCGCCUUCAGAAGCUGCUGAAGAAAAGUGCCAAGAAGAAGGCCGCCCAACAGGCCGCCCAACAGGUUGCCAUCCCCUACCGCCGAUUGUCCCCUGUGAACGAGGCCAGCCCUGACCUGGAACACAGUGACCACUCCACGCCCCCCAAGACGCCCGAGACGCCACUGUACAGUGCAACGCUGCACCCCCGAUACAAUAUCAAACCCCUCUACCAGCAUGUGUCCUCCCCCUAUCCCCACCAUCGGGUCUUCACGUAUCCCACGGCAACCAGGUUCUCCCCGCAGCCAUAUGCAGCGCCUAGCCAACAGGUGGCUCGUUCGAUGACACCGCAGAUCUCAUACACGCCCCCACCACGACCUGCCGGGGCAUCCCCGCUACCAGGGCCUGGUACCUAUGCUGAGGCACACAUGCUGUUUGGUGGAGCCCCAACAUAUCCUAUGCCCUACAUCCCACCUGCCCCUGCCCCUGCCCCAGCUGCUGUCCAUAUCCCUGUAUCUGUCCCUGUCCCUGCUCCUGCCCCUGAUCCUCUCCCUGCCCCUGGCCCCGGCCUGGCACCUGUUCCGGAGGUAGCUCCAGUGGCAUUUGCAGCCCCAGCUCCUGCGAUGCCCACUGCCCCUGUUCAGACUGUUGAGCCUAGUAAUAAGCUGCUUAUACCUAUCACUGUGGUGGCCCAAAAAACGCCAAGUCCAAGGUUUCACGUGUUUGAUGUUACUAAGCCUGCCAGACCCAUGUUUGAAGUUCCCCAGAUUACAAUAUACACAGCCAAAACGUCGUAUUACGAGACAGAAACAGCCCCACUCCAUGACACAUCGUCAGGAAGACUGUUUUAUGGACGAUCGCCAUCCCCAAGGGCCAGGAGUAGAAGCCCGACACCCGAUCCGAGACGAGGACCAUCUCCAACGAGAUUGUUAGCACCAAGAUCUAACAGUAGAGGAGGAGGUAUGUCUCCUUCCCCUUCUGAAAGGGGCAGAACUUUGCACGUCAAAAGGGGGGCGACUCCAACAUCUGACGUGAGGGGUAGAACCACACCAGUUAUUGAAAUCACGACUCCAACUGCUGACCUGCGAGGAGCAGCAGCAGCAGCACCACCACCAUCAGAUCCCACAAAAGGUAUAACCCCAAAAUCUAUACUGAAAAGAGGUUCAACCCCUACUAUUGAAAUCACAAGAGCUACAACACCAACACACCAGAUAACGCCAUCCAAGACCCCCAGAGGCCGACCAAAAACCCCUUCAGCUCAUAUAACCCGUGUCACGACACCUGUGCUUGAAAUAUCAAGGCCUAAUCCACUUCUGUUUGCUGUCUCCCCAGAAUACAUGGAGGGAAGGCGAUCUAAAACCCCUACUCAACUGUCUGUUUCUGAGGAGGUCAGCCCAAAACCAUUAGAGCCUGAACAGCCCAAAGUAAGUGCUCCAAGUAAUGAUGUUCAGGUUAAAGCCCAGGUCACAUCAAUACCUAUGGUACCUACUGAAAUCCCAUCAAAACCUGAGGCCACAUUGCCACAGCCAAGUGUCAAAGAGGCUAUUGAGCCAUCCCCAUUAACUACAACACCUGUGCCAGCAACAUCUGUGACUUCAGCCAUCCCACAGAAGCCUAUUACAUCCCCUCAGGAGGCUCCCAAACUUAGCACAGCAAACACUGGACAAGCCGAGACAAAAGCAGAUGCAACAGCUCUGACAGUUCCAGGAGGGGUGCCAAAACCAACGUCGGCCCAAAGUCAGGCCCAGUCCUUGAAACCAAUUUUUGGACAGAGGCCCAGGACCCCAAUUCAUGGUGGUAUGAAGAGCACACCGAGAACAUAUUAUGGCUUGACUCCAUCAGCCUAUGUCGCCCACGGGGGUAUACAGACGAUAGCACCCUCGUUUAGUGUGUCUAGACCCAAAACACCGACUACUGAGUCACUAAAACCUGAGGAAAAGAUAGUUGCAGAGAAGGAGACACCUGUACAAGAAGUGCCAAAACCUGUGGUGCCCACUGAACAGAAACCCUCAGCCUAUGUUGCCCAUGGGGGUAUACAGACGAUAGCACCCUCGUUUAGUGUGUCUAGACCCAAAACACCGACUACUGAGUCACCAAAAGCCGAGGAAAAGAUAGUGGCGGAGAAGGAAACACCUUUACAAGAAGUGCCAAAACCUGUGGUACCUAUUGAACAGAAACCAAAAGCCACUGUAGCUGAGAUACCAGCUGAAAUAAAUUCCAGUACAGAAACUAAGGCCUCUGUUCAUGAAAAGCCCCAGCAGGCAACACAACCUUCUGCGUCAAAAGAGACAAAAACUAAGCCAGUGCCAGUGCCGGUGGUAGAGCAAACUAAACCACAGGUCACUGAAGUAAAAGAAUCUACGAGCCCAGCAACCUCAGCUGUGCCUAAACCCUCUGCAACAGAGACACUGAAAGCCAAAGCUGCAAUUUCUGGACCACCUGCACCAGAGACACCGAAAGCCAAAGCUGCAAUUUCUGGACCACCUGCACCUAAGACCACGUCAGAGACAAAAACUGUUACUGCACAAACGCAAAAAAUUGCAGCUAUGUUUUCAAAGGCAAAGACCUCUGAGAAAGGCUCAGAUGAAACAAAGAAACAAGAUGAUAUAAGCACACCUGUCAAGGAGCAAACCGAGGUGCCUAAAGAACCAGUGAAGCCAAAAGGCACUGCUUUAGAAGCCUCAAAGUUAAUUGGUUUCGUCGUCAAUUCUAAACCUAAAGUCAGUGAAAAACCUGAAGCUGACAAGACUGAGGCCCAGCCUGUUGCUAAACCAAAGGACAAGUCAACUGAAGAAGAAGUAAAGUCCAACAAAGAAGAGAAGAAAUCUGAUGCUCAGGCUGGUGAACCAAACUCCACGGCAGCUAAAGAGGAAAAGAAAGAGAAAGAAGACGGCACCCUCCCAAAAGCAGAGUCUCUCUUGAAAGUCAUGCAGAAACCUAAAGGAUUGAAAUCGAAGCUAAGCGGAUGGUCGCGCCUCAAGAAACACAUGGUCGUAGAAGUGGAGGAACCCAAGUUCCCAGAGGGUAAGCCAGACUCUGCCACUGAGGCAACAACAAAGAAAGACAUGUCCAAUGGAGCGGUGCCAACGACAGCUGCCAAGACAACAACAGGCAAGGAAGAGGCCCCAGCAUCAGGUGAGCAGACAGAGGGCGACGACGCCCCGAGAGCCACCAUGAUGUGGGACGCCGUCCUCUUCCAGAUGUUCUCCAGCAAGGAGAACAUCAUGCAACAGAUCAUGGCCGACAAAACCGAGGAGGAGAAGAAAGAGAUGGAGGAGAAGGCGGCGGAUAAGAGCCUGGAGAUUCCAUCCUUUGCUCAUCGUCUGCCCGUCCUCCUUUUCAGCCCAAAGUUUGACGCCAAGAGGCUGAGAGAAGCGGCGUCCCGACCAGUGACUAAGAUGUCCACUGUGUUUGAAAUGGGCCUCAUAGGCCGCAAAAACAAGGACGAGGAACCAAAACAAUUCAACAGAACGGCCAGAGGAUUCAGUUCUUCAAAAUCUUCUGAAGCAUAACUGAUGGUGUACGCAGUUUGACAUCCCAACGCUCGGGCAUGUCUGACAGAGCAGAAGACAUUAGCAGCUGACUGAACACUAGCCAGGGCUGUGUUUCUCAAAAACACUUAAGUUGUACUUAAAGCAAAGUAGUCCUUAAGUACGAGGUGGCCCUUGGGCAAUAUACCACAUCACUAAAAGUUUAUAUAGGCCUACAAUCAUUUUAUAGGCCUAGUACAUACAAUAUUUUUUGUCCCACAUGCAAACAAAAUGCUUCUGCAUGUGUGAGGUAAAAUAGUGUAUGUAUAAACUUUUAGUGAUGAUGUGAGACCUAUUUCUGAUAUACUACCAAAGGGGCACCUCAUCCUUAGGUGCUAGCCUACUUAGGCAUUAUUACUGCUGAAGAGUUUUUUGGGAAACACAGCCCAAGAUUGUAUAGCAGUUAGGCGGGAUAAGUAUGGGACAGAAGAGAUAGUCGGGGUGCAGCGUAGGUGGGGGCAAAGCCACCAUGAUAUGGGGCACUGUCUGGAGACACUCUGGGUGAGAGGUUUCAGUGACAAGGGAUGCAAGCAGUAAAUUAUUACCAGGCCUAUAUGCCGUCCAAAUCCAUUGCUACCCCCCAACACGUCAAAAGAAGGAUACCAGAUGGGAUAUGCAAUGCAUGCUACUGUACAUCCUGGUAGCUAUUGCAUGCUUGAGGGUCACCGCAUGCCUUUGUCGAGGGUAAGGUAUAGAGAUGGUCAGCCUCUGUGUGUGUGUGCGUAUGUGUUCCACGUCACAAGGCUCUGGUGUCUGGUAACAAAAGCUUGACAUUUUCACACUCCCCACACACACACAGGAAAAGCAUUGCUGGGGUGGGGCUGCGUCUGAGGAAAGUGACUGGUGUUCGCAGUGCAUGGCUGACAUUUUGCAGAGGACACAGAGGGGCUCCUUGAUGGUGGUGAGAGGCUGUUGUUUCAUAAGUUAUAAUUUGUGAAUAUAUGCUGUAAGUUAUGAACGCCUGCUUUCCCCCAUGCAUGGUUGCUACGGCUUUAAAAUGCAGCUGAGUACACUGUGUCUGUAUCAACAGUGAUAUGUAAGGUGCUUCAGAUUGUGAAGUAUACUUGUGUGUCAGCUUAAAUGUAAUUUUAUAUAUAUUUUUCUAAUAAAAUGGCUUGAUUAGGA
Messenger RNA from Engraulis encrasicolus (European anchovy), 5028 nucleotides. It is a transcript of the gene prr33, whose product is annotated as proline rich 33. NCBI's taxonomy places the organism in Eukaryota, Metazoa, Chordata, Actinopteri, Clupeiformes, Engraulidae. The transcript is spliced from 4 exons. Bases 310 to 3885 code for a protein of 1191 amino acids. The record is from RefSeq and is a predicted model, not a curated record.